Phasianus colchicus (ring-necked pheasant) is the source of this 3876-nucleotide messenger RNA. It is a transcript of the gene GRM7, whose product is annotated as glutamate metabotropic receptor 7. The record is from RefSeq and is a predicted model, not a curated record. Lineage: Eukaryota; Metazoa; Chordata; Aves; Galliformes; Phasianidae. Gene Ontology annotation, biological process: G protein-coupled receptor signaling pathway. Gene Ontology annotation, cellular component: membrane. Gene Ontology annotation, molecular function: G protein-coupled receptor activity.
CGGCCGGAGCCCCGCAUCCCGCCCCGAGCCCCGCGUCGCGCCCGGAGGGCGGAUGAAGGCGCAGGGGGGCGCGGGGCAGCGCCCGGGGGCGACCGGCAGCACCAUGCUCCGCCUGGGCAGGCUGCUGCGGCUCCUGACUCUGGUGAAGUUGCCCUGCUGCCUGCUGGAGUUCCUGCUCUCCGAGGCGGCCCUGGGGCAGGAGAUGUACGCGCCGCACUCCAUCCGGCUGGAGGGGGACAUCACGCUGGGGGGGCUCUUCCCUGUCCACGCCAAAGGUCCCCCGGGCGUGCCCUGCGGGGACAUUAAGAAGGAGAACGGCAUCCACAGGCUGGAAGCGAUGCUCUACGCCCUGGACCAGAUCAACAGCGACCCGGAGCUGCUGCCCAAUGUCACGCUGGGCGCUCGCAUCCUGGACACCUGCUCCCGAGACACCUACGCGCUGGAGCAGUCGCUCACCUUCGUGCAGGCGCUCAUCCAGAAGGACACCUCCGACGUGAGGUGCACCAACGGAGAGCCGCCCGUCUUCGUCAAGCCGGAGAAAGUAGUUGGAGUGAUCGGGGCGUCGGGAAGUUCCGUGUCUAUUAUGGUGGCCAACAUCCUCCGGCUCUUCCAGAUCCCACAAAUCAGUUAUGCCUCAACUGCACCAGAGUUGAGUGAUGACAGGCGCUAUGAUUUCUUCUCACGUGUGGUUCCUCCAGAUUCUUUCCAAGCGCAAGCAAUGGUGGACAUUGUGAAAGCUUUGGGAUGGAAUUAUGUGUCCACUUUGGCAUCUGAAGGGAAUUAUGGAGAAAAAGGAGUCGAGUCCUUCAUGCAAAUUUCCAGAGAGGCAGGUGGGCUCUGCAUCGCUCAGUCCCUGAAAAUCCCCCAGGAUCGCAAGGACAAGACCAUCGACUUCGAUAAAAUCAUCAAGCAGCUCUUAGAAACUCCCAAUGCCAGGGCCAUCGUUAUUUUUGCCAACGACGAGGACAUAAAGCAAAUCCUGGCAGCUGCCAAGAGGGCUGACCAAGUGGGGCACUUCCUAUGGGUGGGCUCAGACACGUGGGGCUCCAAGGUCAGCCCACUGCUGCAGCAGGAGGACGUGGCUGAGGGGGCCAUCACCAUCCUGCCCAAGCGAGCGACCAUCGAGGGGUUCGAUGCCUACUUCACCUCCCGCACCCUGGAGAACAACAGGAGGAACGUGUGGUUUGCUGAGUACUGGGAGGAGAACUUCAACUGCAAGCUAACCAUCAGCGGGUCGAAGAAAGAGGAUACAGACCGCAAAUGCACAGGGCAGGAGCGCAUCGGCAAGGACUCCCACUACGAGCAGGAGGGGAAGGUGCAGUUUGUGAUCGAUGCUGUGUACGCCAUGGCACACGCACUGCACCACAUGAGCAAGGAUCUGUGUGCUGACUACGCCGGGGUCUGCCCUGAGAUGGAGCACGCAGGCGGCAAGAAGCUGCUCAAGUACAUCCGCAGCGUUAACUUCAACGGCAGUGCUGGCACUCCAGUGAUGUUUAACAAAAAUGGUGAUGCACCAGGGCGCUACGACAUCUUCCAGUACCACACCACCAACACCAGCACCCCGGGCUACCGCCUCGUCGGCCAGUGGACAGAUGACCUCCAGCUCAAUAUCGACGACAUGCAGUGGGGUAAAGGAGUGCGACAGGUCCCGUCCUCGGUCUGCAGCCUGCCUUGCAAGCCGGGAGAGAGGAAGAAGAUGGUGAAGGGGAUGCCGUGCUGCUGGCACUGCGAGCUGUGCGAUGGGUACCAGUACCAGGCCGAUGAGGUCACCUGCCUGCUGUGCUCCUACAACGAGCGGCCCAACGAGAACCGCACCGGCUGCCGCUCCAUCCCCAUCGUCAAGCUGGAGUGGCACUCGCCCUGGGCUGUGAUUCCUGUCUUCUUGGCCAUGCUUGGGAUUAUCGCCACCAUUUUUGUCAUGGCGACCUUCAUUCGCUACAACGAUACCCCCAUCGUCCGGGCCUCGGGGCGGGAGCUCAGCUACGUCCUGCUGACGGGGAUCUUCCUCUGCUACAUCAUCACCUUCCUGAUGAUCGCCAAGCCAAACGUCGCCGUGUGCUCCUUCCGGCGCAUCUUCCUGGGGCUGGGGAUGUGCAUCAGCUACGCAGCCCUGCUGACUAAAACAAACCGCAUCUACCGCAUAUUUGAGCAGGGCAAAAAGUCAGUGACAGCACCCAGGCUUAUCAGCCCCACGUCGCAGCUGGCGAUCACGUCGAGUUUGAUAUCUGUGCAGCUUCUAGGUGUCUUUAUUUGGUUUGCAGUUGACCCACCCAACAUCAUUAUAGAUUAUGAUGAGCAGAAAACUAUGAACCCUGAUCAAGCCAGAGGAGUUCUCAAAUGUGACAUAACGGAUCUACAAAUCAUUUGUUCCUUGGGUUAUAGCAUUCUUCUAAUGGUUACAUGUACUGUGUAUGCCAUCAAGACUCGGGGUGUCCCAGAGAAUUUUAAUGAAGCUAAACCCAUUGGAUUCACUAUGUACACUACCUGUAUAGUAUGGCUUGCCUUCAUUCCAAUAUUUUUUGGCACUGCCCAGUCAGCUGAAAAGCUCUACAUACAAACUACCACACUUACAAUAUCCAUGAACCUAAGUGCUUCAGUGGCCCUGGGGAUGCUUUACAUGCCGAAAGUGUACAUCAUCAUCUUCCACCCCGAGCUCAACGUGCAGAAGCGGAAGCGCAGCUUCAAGGCCGUGGUGACGGCCGCCACCAUGUCGUCCCGGCUGUCACACAAGCCCAGCGACAGGCCCAACGGCGAGGCCAAGACGGAGCUCUGCGAGAACGUGGACCCCAACAGCCCUGCUGCAAAAAAGAAGUACGUCAGUUAUAACAACCUGGUUAUCUAGCCCGCUCCGCCACGGGCGCGAGGACGGAGAGGACUUCCAUGCGCUGCGGGCACGGGCCUCCAGCCGGCCCCGCCGCCAGCAGAGGCCGGGCCGCGCCGGGAGCUGCUGCCCACGGCCGCUCCGUGUGCCCGGCGUGGGCUGGGCGGUGAGAUGCGGCCAUGGGGCUACAGCCUGGCCCUGCUCCGCCGCGGAGCUGCCGAGCCCACGGCACGGAGGAGCGCUCCCCGGCACUGCGAGGACUCACAGGGGCUGUUCUGUCUUUCUAUGUACUUCCAGACUGCAAGUUUUUGAACUUUCUGUACAGUUUGUGAGGAUUUUUGCAUAUUGCCAUCCAUGUUGUUUCGAGGUCACUUUUUGUUUUGUUUUGGUUUUUUUUGAAUGCACAGUUUCAUUGAGGCCCUAUUCUCGGAGACUUAGCACAUUAAAACAAAAACAAAUCUAAGGAUCUAAAAGACCUGUGUACAUGACCUGUAUGAUUACUAUUGUAUCACCGCAAUCCAUAUAUUUUUUUUAACAACAAAAACAAACAAAAAAGAAUUUAAAGACCAAAAACUGUGCUGGCGAGGUGAGCCCCCCCACGCCGAUGGCUGCGGAGGAUGCAGAUGGGAUUUUUGCUGAGUUUUAGUACAGGUCUUGAUAUUUGGAAUGCAUGCCAGUAAUGUAUUUUAUGGUACAUGUUAAUAAUUUAUGUUUGAUAUUUGUAUUUGUGUUCUAUUUUGUUAUUUUAUUUAAGGUAUCUGACUAUUUUGCAAUAAUUUCAAUAAUUCUUAUGAUAUUUGGAAGGAAGAAUAUGGCUUUUACAUGUCUUGAGGUUUUUCUUUGUUGAUGCCCCACCAUGACUGACCAGUGUGGUAAGGACUUACAAAGCAUGUAUGUUUUAUACUGUUUGUAAUAAGUAAUUUCGUUAAUCUUGCUGCUUAUGUGCCAAUUUAGUGAAACCGAUCUCUGCCGCGACCUCCUCCCUUCCUUUCCAUUCUCUCGAUCUUGUGAUAUUAUCCAAGAAUGUAUCAAUAAAGGGUUUUGGUUAACUUUUU